Molecule: messenger RNA, 1406 nt
Organism: Paramuricea clavata
Lineage: Eukaryota; Metazoa; Cnidaria; Anthozoa; Malacalcyonacea; Plexauridae
Source: the annotation of a GenBank genome assembly
AUGCAAGAUGGCGGAGGUUGGACAUUGUUUCAAAGACGACAGGACGGAAGUGUAGAUUUCUAUCGUGGUUGGUCAAACUAUAAAGUUGGUUUUGGUAACUUGACCGGCGAAUUCUGGCUUGGGUUGGAUAAAAUACAUCGUUUGACCACAUCUUCUACUCAAAGUAUUUUAAGAAUUGACAUGUGGGAUUUUGCUGGCACACACGCCUUCGCCGAGUAUAAGAAUUUUUCUGUGGCUUCUGAGUCAGACAGUUACAAACUAAACAUUGGUAAUUUUUCAGGUAAAUAUAUAUAACAAUUGACUUAUAGCAAGGCAAUAAAAGUUAGACAGAACAUAACCAUACUAAAUUUAUAAAAGUGUGUAGUACAGUAUAUAUACAUGCUUCUCUCGUAAAAUAUUGCUUGGUUUAAGUUGACAACAGUAUACUAUAAGCAACAAUAUUUUUUUAAAAAAUGCGAAAAAUGUAGCUUUAUACAUGGUUCUUUCCAUCAAACGAACUCCCCAUGGAUUAAGAUCACGCUAUAUUCAUUCCUGAUACCAUGAUACUUUUUAUGUCAAAUAUAUCAAAGAUUCCAUGAGUGCAUGUUUCAACUUUAUGCGUAUAAUUGAAUUUUUUAAAAAUAUUGCUUUUAUCACCCGACUAAUAAAAAAAAAUCCCACUUGACUCACGGAUCGUCUGAAAUGGGAUUUUCAGAGCCUUCUCUAGAGAUGACAAUGAAAAUCUCAUUUCGGACGAUUUAGAAACAUCAGGUUUCCAAUUACCCCUUCCUCUUUCCCCAUACGUUUACCAAUCUUCCUAAGCCCCCGAUAACACGGGAGUGAAAAGUGAAGCCAAAAAUUCCAUCAUCGGAAUCUGAUAAGCACACUCAAACUCCAAAAGUUUUGGGAUUUUUCUGAAUAUUUUAAGGCAAUGCUGGUGAUUCAUUCAGUAAUCUCAACGGAAUGAUGUUCACGACCAACGACAGAGAUAAUGACGUAAAUAUUGACCACAACUGCGCAAGCAAACGCCAAGGUGCUUGGUGGUACAAAGCAUGUGGCUACUCCAAUCUGAAUGGGCUGUAUUUCGCAACGUCAAAUAUGACUGCGAAAGGAUCUCGAAUUUUCUGGUACCAUUGGAAAAAUGAUUAUAAAACCGUCAUGAAGAAUGUUGAGAUGAAAAUACGUCCAUCUUAGAGACACAUUCGUGCAAGGACACCAUUUGCAUAAAACGUGCAUGUUUAGAAUAAUAUUAAUAGUUUAAAUAAUCUUCAACAGUGGACGUCGUGUAGGUAGGGAAGGAUACGAACUGCGAACUUUUGUAGAUGAUACUACUACAGUAUAUCUGAAGAUUAAUAGAUUAAUAGAUUAAGACACUAAACUCGAUAAUUGCUGGACGUAAUUAUUGUUGUUGUGUAGCAAGGAAGAUG